Molecule: messenger RNA, 1522 nt
Organism: Musa acuminata AAA Group (dessert banana)
Lineage: Eukaryota; Viridiplantae; Streptophyta; Magnoliopsida; Zingiberales; Musaceae
Exons: 2
Coding region: 146-694 (182 amino acids)
Source: RefSeq, a predicted model, not a curated record
ACGUCACGGAUCUGUUCUCUGACCCCACCGUGGUAGUAACGUGAUGUGAGACGUCGAAUCCCUGUGUGCGUCGAGACAGACGAGCCUCGCCCCUCCAGCAUAUAUCGUCCCACAGAUCUCCUCCUCUGCUGCGAGAGACGAAGCGAUGGAGGAGACGGCGGACAGCCGAAAGCGGAAGGAGCAUGACGACGACGGAGGAGAGGUGGUGAACGCUGUCAAAACGAUCCCCGCCGCGAUCUUCGACGCAGAGCAGGAAGUGGAGAUGGGGGAGGCAGCGGUGGCGGAAGUGAUGAAAUGGCUGGAGGAGGAGGUACGCUCCGCCGCCGUCUCCCAUCCCCCUUCCUCGCCGUCCUGCUGCCAGGAGGCGUCCUUCGUCACCAUCAACGGCAACGAGGAGAGCUGUGGGCCAUCGUUCUCCAGCUCCGCGUGCACCGUUAUGGCCAGCAUCGACACCAUCGGCGGCGUUUGCGGCGUGCCCUACUUCAUGGGGUGCCCCUCCGACCACGGCGCGUGGCCGUCCGCCUUGCCGUCGAUCGGGAAGCUGAGGGACCGAUCGGAUGAUGCGCCGGUGGCGGGGGAGGCGGGUGGGUGCGGCGGCGCCGCCGAGGAUGAGGAUGAGGUGGAUUGGGAAGCAGUGCACGUGUGUGUGGCGUCCAAUAUGGUGACAUGUACAAACGAACGGUUUCCAGUGUAAAAAGCAACGACGACUCGAAGACGGUCAGUUUGAUUAGAUUACUCCGUAAAAGAUGAUGAAAUUUUGGAGUAAUUAUAUAUUAUCUUUUAGUUAAUUAUAAUUAAUAUUUUGAUUCUUAUAUUUUAAAAAAUAAUAUUCAGAUUCCUGUAAAACAUUGAACUUGAAUGAAAAGGAUAAAAAAAUAAUUUCACUAUCUAUUAAUUUCAUAUAAACUUCUUUAUACAACGUGGAGGUUUUCAUAUGCAUUCCUCCCCACUUUAGUGGGCGAAGAAUGUUUUACUCCUUGUGUUGGUGGGUGCAGGAGAAAGCUGGUUCGGUACUGCCAUCGCAUCGCAUCGCAUCGCGUGUGGGAUUUUCUAGGGUUUGUGAUACUUUCGUUUAAGCUUUCGAGCCUCAAGGUUGACAUAGUAUAUUGCUCGGUGCAACACCUCGGACUCGAACAGGACGAUCGCCUGCUUUUGCACUUCCUGAGGUCGUACAAGAUGACGUCGCAUAGUACAGAGCCACUCCGGAAAGCUUGGAACGAUGUCGUCUGCUCUCGCGUUGCUCGAGGCUAUACAAGAUGCCACUGCAUAGUACAGAGCCAUGCUAGAAAACUCGGAAUAGCAUCGCCUACUCCCGCGCUACCCCAAGGCUAUGCAAGAUGGAGACGCAUAGUGCAGAGCCACUCCGAGAAACUUGAAACGGUACCAUGUGGUGCAAAUCCGUGCAGGUCGGUCAACGUCCACAUGGAAGGUAUGAGUCGAUCACUCGAGAAGUUAGCGGUCAUUAACAGACCAUGUAUAACCGACCUUUAUUCGCAGAUAUAAAAAUUAGCCUCUUGACCAA